AAUUAUUAGAAACAACACGUCCUUUAUUAGUCGGCCCAGAUAUUAUCAGCCCGCCUUAUCCAAUAAAAAUGAAAGGCAAAGUAAUUCAAGGUUUUGGUCGGGGUAGUAAAGAACUUGGAAUUCCAACAGCUAACCUUCCAGAGGCUGCGACAAAUGCCUUAUGUGAAGACGUAGAAACUGGGAUUUAUUAUGGGUGGGCACAGGUUGGCGAUGAUUCAUCCGUUUAUCCAAUGGUGAUGAGUUUAGGUUGGAAUCCUUAUUAUAAAAAUGAAAAAAAAAGUGCGGAAGUUCACAUUAUGCAUGUAUUCCCUGAAGAUUUUUACGGAGUAGAAUUGCGUGUUAUUGUACUGGGUUAUAUUCGUCCUGAACGCGACUAUGAUUCAAUAGAUGCACUCAUUCAAGAUAUUAAUAUUGACAUAAAAUCAUCUUUUGCUAGUGGACCUUCCAUUUCUCAAUUUCCAGAUAUAGGAAUCAUGACGGCACCUGAAACGCGACAACGUGACGUUAAAUGUUCGAAAUUCGCAUUUAAAUUGAAGAAUAAAGAAGAUCGUGCAUCACCUAAAGAUAUCUUUGAUCAUUGGAUUAUCGAAUCAAGGAAAGCAAUCAAAACCUAUCAAACUUAA
Dentiscutata heterogama is the source of this 623-nucleotide messenger RNA. The record is from the annotation of a GenBank genome assembly. Lineage: Eukaryota; Fungi; Glomeromycota; Glomeromycetes; Diversisporales; Gigasporaceae.